AUGCGACGCUUUGCAACGAUGCACCGUUUUAUGAAUAAAAUCAAAGUGGCUAACGCGGUUGUGGAUUUGGAUGGUGAUGAAAUGACAAGGGUCAUUUGGAGGGAAAUUAAAGAAAAGCUAAUAUUACCUUACUUGGACAUCGAUAUAAAGUAUUAUGACCUCGGCUUGUCAAACCGCGACAGAACUGAUGAUAGAGUAACACUGGAAGCCGCUGAAGCAAUUAAGAAAUACAAUGUUGGAAUUAAGUGUGCAACAAUCACACCUGAUGAAGCUAGACUUAAAGAGUUCAAUUUAAAGAAGAUGUGGCCAAGUCCAAAUGGUACAUUACGAAAUGUUCUUGGCGGAACUGUUUUUCGUGAACCAAUUUUAUGUAAAAAUAUACCAAGACUUGUUCCUAGUUGGAAAGAAUCCAUCAUCAUUGGACGACAUGCAUUUGGUGAUCAGUAUAAAGCGACGGAUAUCAUCGUAAAAAAGGGUACGAACUUUCAACUCUGUGAAAUCGUUGACAGAAAAGAUAAGCGGUACGACGUAUUCACAUUCACUAAAAGCGGUGGUGUUAUCAUGGGAAUGUAUAACACCGAUGAGAGUAUCACUGAUUUCGCGCACUGCUGUUUCCAGUAUGCUAUAUCGAAGAAACUCCCACUUUAUCUGAGUACGAAGAAUACAAUAUUGAAAAAAUAUGACGGCCGUUUCAAGGAUAUUUUUAAAGAUGUUUACUUUAAGAAUUACGAAAACGAUUUCAAGAAACUAAAUAUAUGGUAUGAACAUCGAUUGAUCGAUGACAUGGUUGCUCAAGUGCUAAAAAGUGCUGGCGGUUUUGUAUGGGCAUGUAAAAAUUAUGAUGGUGAUGUACAAUCAGAUAUCAUUGCUCAAGGUUUUGGGUCGCUAGGUUUGAUGACUUCAGUACUGAUGUGCCCAGAUGGUAAAACAAUUGAAACAGAAGCAGCACAUGGUACGGUAACGCGGCAUUAUCGAGAGUACCAAAAAGGUAAUCCAACAUCAACAAAUCCAGUCGCAUCCAUAUUUGCUUGGUCAAGAGGAUUGGGUCAUCGCGGUAAGCUGGAUAACAAUAAUGAACUUCAGAAGUUUACACAUACGCUAGAAAAAGCAUGCAUUACAACAAUUGAAGAAGGGAAGAUGACAAAAGACUUGGCAAUUUGCAUACACGGAACACAAAAUGCAACACAAGCCAGUUAUCUGAAUACGCAAGAUUUCCUGCAUGCUGUCGAAAGCAAACUACAGUUCCUAAUGAAACAAAACUGA
Molecule: messenger RNA, 1263 nt
Organism: Brugia malayi
Lineage: Eukaryota; Metazoa; Nematoda; Chromadorea; Rhabditida; Onchocercidae
Gene: Bma-idh-2
Exons: 10
Coding region: 1-1263 (420 amino acids)
Biological process (GO): isocitrate metabolic process
Cellular component (GO): mitochondrion
Molecular function (GO): magnesium ion binding; isocitrate dehydrogenase (NADP+) activity; NAD binding
Source: RefSeq, a predicted model, not a curated record